AAUGUAAUCAAAUGGAUGCACAGAAGACAUACUCUGUUUGAUAUAUGAGAUUAUCCCCCAAAAUUUUUGCCACUAGUGAAGACACAGAAACAGAAGCAGCAUUGUCUGCAAAGAUCACGGUCUGUAGAGCCUGAAACACCCAACGUGGAGAUAAGAUACACACACACACACACACACUCAUCACCUCUCCAAUAUCUUCUUCUUAUAAUUCUGCUUCGGUUUUUGUUGCUUUUCUUGUUGCCAACCCAUUUCCAGAGCUGAGAGUUUCAUCAUGACAUAGGGAUAGGAGAUGGUGCCAUGUGAAUUUUAUGGGUAGAGGCAUGGAAGAUUUCCAAACCUUUUUCGACAAUCAUUCUUUAAUGCUUUCUUCCUUUUUGGGCUAGUCUUUCUUGCAAUCAAAAGUACUUUGUGUUCCAUAUCUUCUCGUUUCUUUCUGCUCCCUCUCUUUCUUUCUCUCUCUCUCUUCAAGGUGUACAUAUAAUUAAGCCUUCAGGUUCAGUUUUGUUUCUGUCAACUUCCUUCCAUUAAAGGCUUCCUUUUGCAGACCAGAAGAUAACUCCUGAAUCAGCAUAAGACAACGGCUAGCUUCACUCUGAGAUAUGGAGCCAACUGGAAACUCACCCAACAAGCAGUCAUCAUCUGUGAUGCCUCCCUUGCAGAGGGACUCUCGUGGAUCACUUGAAGUAUUCAAUCCUUCCUCUACCUAUUCGACCCGACCCACUAACCCAGCCUUUGGCUCCAACCCCACUUGGCAAAGUUGGGUUGUUGAGCAGCCACAUGACAACCCAAAAUUUGAACCAUAUUCCAAUUUAUCUUCCAAGUCAGAUCGAACCGAAGAAAUCACAUCAUGGAUGGCUCUCAAAGACUCUACCCCACCACCUUCACUGCCAUUAUUUUCGUCACCAUCUGACCAUGACGAAAAAUCAACCCCAAAAUUAUCUGGGGAAGUGGGUCUGGCAGCAAAAAGGGCGGCCGAGUGGGGCUUAGUGCUGGAAACCGACACUGAAACGGGUAAACCGCAAAGGGUUGGGGUGAGGACUUCGGGAGGGGAUGAAAACAAAACGGGUACUUCUCGGAGAAAUUCGAAUAAUUCGGUUCGGAGUUCCGGAGACUUAUCAGAUGAUGGAGGGAAAGAUUAUAAAGGAAUUCCAAGAAUAUCUGAAGACAUCAAAGAUGCAUUAUCCUCCUUCCAACAAACAUUUGUGGUAUCAGAUGCUACAAAGCCAGACUACCCAAUAAUGUAUGCAAGUGCUGGCUUCUUUAAAAUGACAGGAUAUACCUCUAAGGAAGUCAUAGGCAGGAAUUGUCGGUUUUUACAGGGUGCUGGUACGGACCCAGAAGAUGUAGCUAAAAUAAGGGAGGCCCUACGGGCAGGGAAUAGUUACUGUGGGAGACUGCUGAAUUAUAAGAAAGAUGGGACGCCAUUUUGGAACCUGCUUACUAUUGCUCCUAUCAAGGACGAAUCUGGGAAAGUCCUUAAAUAUAUUGGAAUGCAGGUGGAGGUUAGCAAGCAUACUGAGGGGUCCAAGGAUAAGACAUUGCGUCCUAAUGGAUUGUCUGAAUCUUUGAUCCGAUAUGAUGCACGACAAAGGGAGAUGGCUACAAGUUCAGUAACUGAACUUGUUCAAGCAGUGAAGAGACCUCGUUCGCUUAGUGAAUCUACUAGUCGCCCCUUGAUGAGAAAAUCUGAAGGUGGUGGAGAAGAAGAAAGAAAAGGAGCUAUGGCAUGGAGAAACUCAGACAAUGUACCUUCUUCAAGUAGACGGAGUUCACUUGGUGGAACUCGUAGCUCAAUGCAGUGUAUCAGCGAGUUGCCAGAGAAGAAACAAAGAAAAUCUAUCCGCCUCUCUUUCAUGGGGCUCAUGAGGAAAAGCACACAAUCCAAAGAUGAGAGCUUCGAUGAUGCCGUUCUUUUCAACGAUGAUGAUGAUGAGGAGAUGAGUGAUGAUGAUUCAAGGGAUGAUAGUGUUGAUGACAAAGAAAGGAAGAAGGAAAUGAGAAAGGGUAUCGAUCUAGCUACAACGCUUGAACGUAUAGAGAAAAACUUUGUCAUUACUGAUCCGAGGCUGCCAGAUAAUCCCAUUAUAUUUGCCUCUGAUAGCUUCUUAGAACUGACAGAGUACAGUCGUGAAGAAAUCUUGGGAAGAAAUUGCAGAUUUUUGCAAGGGCCUGAAACUGAUCCAGCUACUGUGAGGAAAAUAAGAGAGGCAAUUGAUAGCCAGACAGAUGUUACUGUGCAGCUUAUUAACUACACUAAGAGUGGCAAGAAGUUCUGGAACCUGUUCCACCUGCAGCCUAUGCGUGAUCAGAAGGGAGAAGUACAGUAUUUUAUUGGAGUACAACUAGAUGGCAGCGAGCAUGUUGAGCCUCGCACCAACCGUAUUGCAGAGCAAACUGCACAAGAGAGUGAAAAUUUGGUGAAACAAACUGCAGAAAAUGUUGAUGAAGCAGUGAGAGAACUUCCAGAUGCCAAUUUGAAACCAGAAGAUUUGUGGGCAAACCAUUCAAAGGUUGUUAUUCCAAAGCCUCAUAGGAAGGAUACCCCCUCUUGGAAAGCAAUUCAAACGAUCUUAGACAAUGGAGAACAAAUAGGACUGAAACAUUUUAGGCCAAUAAAACCCUUGGGUUCUGGUGACACUGGCAGUGUGCAUUUGGUAGAAUUGUGUGGAACUGGUCAGUUUUUUGCCAUGAAAGCUAUGGAUAAGAAUGUUAUGCUCAACCGCAAUAAGGUGCAUAGAGCUUGUGCAGAGAGAGAAAUUCUUGAUAUGUUGGAUCACCCUUUCCUGCCUGCAUUAUAUGCUUCAUUUCAGACCAAAACACAUAUUUGUCUGAUAACUGAUUACUUCCCUGGUGGAGAGCUCUUCAUGCUUCUGGACAGACAACCAACAAAAGUACUGAAGGAGGAUGCUGUGAGAUUUUAUGCUGCAGAGGUAGUUGUUGCAUUGGAGUACCUUCACUGUCAAGGGAUAAUAUACAGGGAUUUAAAGCCUGAAAACGUUUUACUUCAGAGUAAUGGACAUGUGUCCUUAACAGAUUUUGAUCUAUCAUGUUUGACAUCAUGCAAACCACAGCUUUUGAUUCCAAGUAUAAAUGAAAAGAAAAAGCGCCAUAAACGUCAGCAGCAACCUCCAGUAUUUAUGGCUGAACCCAUCAGAGCUUCAAAUUCUUUUGUUGGCACUGAAGAGUAUAUAGCCCCGGAAAUUAUAACUGGGGCAGGCCAUACCAGUGCAGUGGACUGGUGGGCUCUUGGUGUCCUUCUAUACGAAAUGCUUUAUGGAUAUACACCAUUUAGGGGAAAGACAAGGCAAAAAACAUUUGCUAAUAUUCUUCGCAAAGAUCUUAAAUUUCCAAGGAGUAAACAGGUUAGUCUCAAUGCAAAACAGUUAAUGUACAGGUUGUUGCACAGAGAUCCCAAGGAAAGAUUAGGUUCAUACGAAGGAGCAAAUGAGAUUAAGAGGCAUCCAUUCUUCAAGGGUAUCAAUUGGGCUUUAGUUCGCUGCUUGAAUCCCCCUGAGCUUGAUGCUCCUCUUUUCGAGAUUGAAGCAGAAAAGGAAGAGAAAGUCGUUGAUCCUGACCUCCUCGAUUUACAAACCAAUGUUUUCUGAAGAGAAUUUUUUAUUUUUUAAGGAUGUCAGAUGCAUUGCAUUUGGGAGAAGACACUGAUAGGCUCUGAGGAUCAUCUAAUUUGUCCUGUAAAUGAUGUUCUGAUUGCUUUUGCUUGUGUUUGACCUCUGGAAUGGAGGCAGGAAACUGAGGUUUCUGUUGGUGCCUUGUUUAAUAAUAUGCAUGUUUGCUGUAAUGUUCUGUAAUCCAUGUCUAUUAGUACUUGGAAUUUUUGGUAUUUGAAUUAAUUUAUUUAACAUCUUUUCUCUCUUC
Messenger RNA from Hevea brasiliensis (rubber tree), 3876 nucleotides. Its product is annotated as phototropin-1. Gene Ontology annotation, cellular component: nucleus; plasma membrane; cytoplasm. The coding region runs from base 600 to 3605 and encodes 1001 amino acids. The record is from RefSeq and is a predicted model, not a curated record. Gene Ontology annotation, biological process: protein phosphorylation. The transcript is spliced from 24 exons. Gene Ontology annotation, molecular function: protein serine/threonine kinase activity; ATP binding. NCBI's taxonomy places the organism in Eukaryota, Viridiplantae, Streptophyta, Magnoliopsida, Malpighiales, Euphorbiaceae.